UCUCUAAUGUGCAGCUGUUUAAUAGCAAAUAAUUUUGUUUUGAUUUUGAUCUCAUUAGCAGCAACUUGGUAUGGAACAAAGCGAAAAAAGACUUAAAACGGAAAUCAUCGACGAAGACUUCAUUGUACCUGACCACGAUCGCGGCUAUAAUGUAGACAACAUGAAAACGGAAGCGAUUGCGGGCGAGGACGAAACUGAUGAUCCUUUCUCCGACAAUGAUUGCGAUAUUGGGCCGGUUAAGAAUCAAUUCUUGGUGAACGAGGGAAUUAACGAAUUGACGCAGCCAGAAAACAAGUUGACAAAAGAUGAUUUUAUAUAUUUCAUAGACUCCGUAAUUGACGAACUACUCAAUAUGAGAAUUGAGCUACGAAAUGUUAAUAAAAAGCUGCAGAAUGUUUUGCUUAAACAAGAUCACAUAUUGCAAGAGCACAGCGAUCUGAAGAAGGCAAUGUCAGAUAUGUGUGCUCUAUUAAAAAUGAAUCUUGGCUUAACAACCGACAAAUUUGCAGACCUUUUUCCACUUCAAGAUGAAGAAAAUCUGCAAUACCUAGAAGGACAGCUGCAAACUGAACAGAGGCCAAAUAUUAUAAGGCAAAUGCGAAAACUUCUUUGCGCCAAUAUUACAGAGAAUUUUUCAAAGAUAUUUAGUGAGAAAUUGAUUCUCUCACACAAUUAUGAUGGCAUUCAAAACAAGAAGCCAAUUAAAGUUUAUGAGCAUUUCAUAGCUGGUCUUUUUGAAGCAUCUGACUUGGAGUCACGUGAAGAAUUUGUUGUUAAUAUCAGAUCUGCAUAUAAAAUCAACAAAAACAGGAUUCAUAAAAGUCGAUCUCGCAAAAUCAGAAAGAGGACUAGCUAAAAAUGUAUAAAUUACUUACAUAUAAUAUAGUUUAUAAAAUCAUAUAUAUAAUAUAAUAUAUACUCAUAUUUUAGUUGUAACUAAA
Molecule: messenger RNA, 941 nt
Organism: Drosophila virilis
Lineage: Eukaryota; Metazoa; Arthropoda; Insecta; Diptera; Drosophilidae
Source: RefSeq, a predicted model, not a curated record